AGAGGACUGUGUCUCUACUUGCGCUCGUGAAAGAAUCAAACGUGAGAUCUCAGCUGUGAGCCGUUCGAGAGCGGCGGUGUGUACUCGCCGGGAACCUCUGAAAGGCGCAGCACUGUGUCGAAACAGUUUCGCGCCGAGGUGGAAGUUUGCACGCCCCUCUGGGGUGUAUUGACACUUGUGUCGCUGAGGCCGAUGUACACUUGACCCACACCGUGGUCUCACCUGUUGCGCAGAUGAGCUUUUGGAGUUCAUCACCUUUCGUUGUGUUUGAGAAGCGACGGUUUCCUGGUCUCGAGUUGUCCAGUUCCACAUCUAAGUGAAGGUCGAGACACCUCGUUCGGUGUCUAGGCCUCGUGUACAGCUUGUCAAUCUGUUUUUUCGUAACGAAACUCUCCUCAAAAAUUGAAGCAGACUCGCCAACUCCCCACAACCCGCGGGGCUGGCUGUCCACGUCCAGACGCAUGCAGCUCGCACAUCUUUUUGUUGUUGCUUUUCUGUAAUUUUUCCUCUUUUGCAAUCCUAGAGGGUACCUUGUAGGCGUGUCUACAUAUACAUAGACAUUUGUGUUUAAAUAUGUAUAUAUAUAUAUAUAUAUAAGUAUAUAUGUAUAUGUAUAUGCGCGUAUAUGUGUGUAUGCAGUUUUCCAAGCACAGGGGAAGCGACUGGAUUGUGGAGUGUCUGCUGCAAAAAUAGGGUGACAUUUUUGGGACGCCCGGGGGUGCUCCGUCGCUUGCAGGAGCCGCCGUUCGCGGGGCGGUUUGGUGUUUCACCUGUGCUCGAGAAUGCUAAGGUUACCACCUGACAUUUAACAUUUCUCUCUGUCGCUCGGUCUGCCGAUGCGAAGCUCCUUGGUCGGACUCGAGCUGCGUCCGGUCGCUUGACGCGCGCUUGAACGAGGCAGGAAGCGUUCCUCUUCGCGUCUAGAGGAAAUGAAGAGCCGCAGUUCGUUUCCGUGGUGCGGCGUUUUCUUUCCCCUCAGCUCCUUUCUGCUUCCCUGCUUCCCCUGCGCAGCCGAGAGUGGAGCAGAGAAGCUUCUGGUCAGUGUCUCUGGAGACGAGACAGACGACCAAGCGAGCACUGAACGCGAAAAAAACCCGGACGCCCGCGAGCGUUUCGUCCAGGCCUUCAAUGGCUCGGACAACAAGCGCGACAGAGAGAAGGAGGCCGGACGCAUGCGGCCGAGAACCAACGUGCAGCAGCCUCGCCAACGCGCGACGGACGCCUUGGAUUUCUUGGUUUCACAAACAGAGACCCCUUUGCUCGGGUGUCGACAAGGAACUGGGACAUGCGACAAAGUGAAUGCGAACUGAAACUUUGAGAAAACAAACGCAAGAACCCACUCUACGGGCUACACCGCAGAUGGACGAGAGAAGACAUGAACAGAAGACGCAGACAGCCUGCACAGACGCAAGGGAAAAGAGACGCUACCAAAGUCAGGAAAGAACCGACACCGUAGGAGACAGAGAAGAAGUGCGAAACGACGUCUGCGAGCGAGGCAAACACACAGUGAGCUUUCCACGACGAACGCGGAGCGAAGCCUCAGGGCGCAGAA
This is a messenger RNA of Toxoplasma gondii ME49, 1552 nucleotides long. RefSeq lists its product as hypothetical. The coding region runs from base 930 to 1310 and encodes 126 amino acids. NCBI's taxonomy places the organism in Eukaryota, Apicomplexa, Conoidasida, Eucoccidiorida, Sarcocystidae. The transcript has a single exon. The record is from RefSeq and is a predicted model, not a curated record.